This is a messenger RNA of Fragaria vesca subsp. vesca, 1303 nucleotides long. Its product is annotated as 1-(5-phosphoribosyl)-5-[(5-phosphoribosylamino)methylideneamino] imidazole-4-carboxamide isomerase, chloroplastic-like. The transcript has 7 exons. Gene Ontology annotation, molecular function: 1-(5-phosphoribosyl)-5-[(5-phosphoribosylamino)methylideneamino]imidazole-4-carboxamide isomerase activity. The record is from RefSeq and is a predicted model, not a curated record. The coding region runs from base 102 to 1124 and encodes 340 amino acids. Gene Ontology annotation, cellular component: cytoplasm. Lineage: Eukaryota; Viridiplantae; Streptophyta; Magnoliopsida; Rosales; Rosaceae. Gene Ontology annotation, biological process: L-tryptophan biosynthetic process; L-histidine biosynthetic process.
GGCAAGGUUUAUAGGGGAAAAGCUGUUUUGACCAAAAUGCCCCGCUUUUGUGAAUAUAUAUAACAAAACAUGAAGCCGUGGCCCCCAAAAUUUGAAGCAGAAUGAGAGUUGAGAGCCUCAGUUCUGGUUUGGGUUCAGAGUUCAGUAGAGUUUUUCAGAGCAGCUUUGCAGUUUUUGGGACUAAGAAGCUUGAUGGGUCUAGGCCAUCUGCAACGUUCAGUAAUUUUCUGCUUCUGGUUUUGGUUUAUAAACUCUUUGUAGUCAGUAAUAACUUUGGAACCCAUUUUUGUUAUUGUUUGGUUGUAGGGUUUAGGCGAGUACCCAUAAGCUGUGCUGUUCGUUUUCGACCAUGCAUUGAUAUACACAAGGGGAAAGUGAAGCAGAUUGUUGGGUCGACGCUUUCGGAUUUGAAGGAAGAAGGGCAAGCUCUUGUGACCAAUUUCGAGUCGGAUAAGUCGGCUGGGGAGUAUGCAAGGAUGUAUAAGGAAGAUGGGCUUACAGGUGGCCAUGUGAUAAUGCUGGGAGCUGACCCUUUGAGUAGAGCUGCAGCUAUUGAAGCUCUGCGUGUAUAUCCUGGUGGUUUGCAAGUAGGAGGUGGGAUCACUUCAGAUAAUUCUUUGCAGUACAUAGAAGAAGGGGCUAGCCACGUCAUUGUCACCUCUUAUGUAUUUAAUAAUGGGAAAAUGGACCUUGAAAGGCUAAAAGAUCUUGUUCAUAUUGUUGGAAAAGAAAGGCUUGUUUUAGACCUUAGCUGCAGAAAGAGGGAAGGUAAAUAUGCAAUUGUAACAGAUAGAUGGCAGAAGUUCAGUGACGUUUAUCUUGACAAGGAAAUAUUAGACUUCCUUGCCAACUAUGCAGAUGAGUUUCUGGUACAUGGUGUCGAUGUUGAAGGGAAAAAACUGGGGAUUGAUGAAGAGCUUGUGGAGUUGCUUGGCAAGAAUUCUCCGAUCCCUGUAACUUAUGCUGGUGGAGUCACAGUAAUGGCUGAUUUAGAGAGGAUAAAAGUGGCAGGGCUGGGACAUGUGGAUGUUACUGUUGGCAGUGCUUUGGAUGUUUUCGGCGGCAACUUGCCGUACAAAGAAGUUGUUGCUUGGCAUGCUCAGCAGAAAGCAUCGACUGUUUAGUAUCUUCCCAUGAUCUGUUGGUGUGCGAGCCUGUGCAGCAUUUGAUAUCUUGAUCGUUUAACAAGUUGCUUUGAUGUAUGUAGAUUUGAAUAAAAGCUCUUGUUGUACCCUAUGAAGUAUGAAUAUAAGUAGUAAUUAUUGGGGAACCUUUGAAAUGAGAACUUUUCUUUUUUGAAGUC